Musa acuminata AAA Group (dessert banana) is the source of this 1870-nucleotide messenger RNA. RefSeq names its product TATA-box-binding protein-like. NCBI's taxonomy places the organism in Eukaryota, Viridiplantae, Streptophyta, Magnoliopsida, Zingiberales, Musaceae. Bases 742 to 1344 code for a protein of 200 amino acids. Gene Ontology annotation, molecular function: RNA polymerase II general transcription initiation factor activity; DNA binding. The record is from RefSeq and is a predicted model, not a curated record. The transcript has 9 exons. Gene Ontology annotation, biological process: DNA-templated transcription initiation.
ACGGGGUAGAAAACCCCACCGCCUCUCGCACCGCCGCCUCGACGUCCCUUGACGCUUCUCUGGCACGCACACCAAACCCUAAAAGCCACGAACCUCUCAUCCCCAUCGUCCCUAUAAAAGUCCACCCCGUUUGAAUUCCCCGUCAUUAAAAUCCAUCUCCCCUCCCGUCUCCCGCUUCGAUCUUCCCGUUUGCUGCUCCUGAUCUUCUCGGAGCCGCCCGAUUCCUCAAAUAGACACUCGGAUCUCGUGCGCAGGUCGCCGCGAUCGGUAGAUCUGUUGCUUGUGCUACGAUCUUCGUAUUUCUGACGAGCACUCGAUCUUGCUAACUGUCCGGUUUCGUGGUGGCCGAUCCGUGUAAUGUUUUGGGAGUCUUUGGUUGGAAAUCAAGGAAAGGCGGUAAUUUGGGGGUAAUCGAGCUGGACGUUUGGAGGUUCUGCUGUGGUUCGGCUUCUUGAGGAAAAGGUUGGAGUUUGUGGAGGGUGAUACUUGCUGAUUCGAUCGGAAAAAGGAGAGCGGGAUUGUGAGGAAGUGAUUUAAACAUUUACAAGUAAGAUCUACUUGAGCUGGAACUCUUGAAGAUCUGGCAAGAAUCUAUUUGCUGAUUUGGUUUGGAAAAGGAGGGAGGGAUUGAAGGAAGUGAUUUAGACAUUGACAACUAAGAUUUACUUGAACUGGAACUCUUGAAGAUCUGGCAAGAAAUCUGUUUAUUGAGGAAAACGUUGGAUUUUGUUGUGGGUGAACAUGGCGGAUCAGGAGUUCGUGGGAAGCCAACCUGUUGAACUUUCGAAGCACCCAUCUGGCAUUAUUCCCACACUCCAGAAUAUUGUUUCUACAGUAAAUUUGGAUUGCAAACUGGACCUUAAGGCUAUUGCUUUACAAGCCCGCAAUGCAGAGUACAAUCCCAAGCGUUUUGCUGCUGUCAUUAUGAGAAUAAGAGAACCAAAAACCACUGCCUUGAUAUUUGCCUCUGGAAAGAUGGUUUGUACAGGGGCCAAGAGUGAACAUCAAUCAAAACUUGCAGCACGGAAGUAUGCUCGCAUUAUUCAGAAGCUUGGUUUUCCAGCAAAAUUUAAGGAUUUUAAGGUCCAGAACAUUGUCGGUUCCUGUGAUGUGAAGUUCCCUAUAAGACUCGAGGGCCUUGCUUAUGCCCAUGGUGCUUUCUCCAGUUAUGAACCGGAGCUUUUUCCUGGCUUGAUAUAUCGGAUGAAGCAACCAAAGAUUGUGCUUCUCAUUUUCGUAUCUGGCAAGAUCGUUCUCACUGGGGCGAAGGUGAGGGAUGAGACGUACACGGCAUUUGAGAAUAUAUAUCCAGUCCUCACAGAGUUUAGGAAGGUCCAACAAUGAUACUGUCAUGAGAUGGAGGCGGCAAGGAUGGAGUAGCCAUCAAUUCUUUUAAUAUUCGAUUGUACAUAGGGUGAAGAAUCUGCAGCAGGGAUAUGCUUCAGGAGCUGUCAAUGAAUCGAUAGCUUUCAGUGGAUGUGUCAUACUCCCCCCAAAGUAUACUCGGUGAAAAGCUUUAAACGCCAUACAUUACAUGAUCGACUGGUAAAAGUGGUAAACCUCCCUCCAUCAGGCAAACAAACACCAGAGGCUGAUCUGAAGUUUUCCUCUCGAAGGAACAGUUGUUCUCUUAUUGAGAUACGAUGUGAACCAACAAUGUUCUUCUUGUUGCCACUGUAUUGAGAUACAGAGCGACAUGACAUGCUUUUCCUUUUUGAUGAGCAACCAACCAUGGGAGGUCAUGUUUGUGCUGUUCGUCUGUGGUCAUCCGUAUGUAUAUGUGGAUCGAACAAUCAAUCUUGAUAUGGGGGAAUAAGGUAUUUAGUGUUUAAUACAACUAUUUAUCUGAUGGACUAGAUUUAAGACGCUA